GGUCCCUGUAGCCCCUCCCUCGCAGUGUCAGACGCUCAGGCAGUUCUGCAGAGUCCAAUCCAGAGGUUUCUUAUCCUCCCACGCCAGUCUCUGGGCCGAAAGCAGCGAAGCAUUUUGGGAAGCCACCGCCCCCUUCCCUCUCCCCGGUACAGCUUUGCGUUCCAGAUUCCCAGGCGCCUGCUGAUUGCGUCAUAGCGACUCACUUCCGGCAGGCUCAUCGUGGGCUCCCAGUACACACUUCCGGUUGCCGUGGUUGCCAUGGAGCAGUUUGGGGGCCCGCAGAGAGUGUUGUCCUACCUGCAGGAGGUGGAGGGGAGAGCGGAGGAUGUGCUGGGGAAGCGGCGGCAGAUUGUGGAUUUGGAUAUAAAGAGAAACCAGAACAGAGAAGCCCUGAGGUCUCUCAGCAAGGACCCCUCUCCAGCAGACCAAGAGCAGCUGGAUAAAGAGAUUUCAGGGCUUCGCAGGGAGCUGAAAGUGAAGGUGAAAGAGCUGUACGAGGCCCAAGGAAAGCCAGAGCUAAAAGGCUUCGACCUGGUGGCACUCUCGACAGAAGAGAUGAAAUCCAUUCAGAAGGCGCUGGGAGAAUGAGGCUCUGCUAGAUAACAGCAUUUGGGGCAGAUCAUCCUUAUCUUGGGCCCUCACAGCGCAGGGACUUUAGUUCCUACAGUACGGAUCUAUCUGAAUCAGAUGAAAGAACUUAUAGUGCAACAUGAAUGUUACCCCCAGGUGCAGAACCUCUAAUUCAUUACAAUUUGAUUAACUCCUUGUUCCUUGGAUUUAUGUACAGUGCAACUUAGAAGACACUUAGCCUUUAAUUCUGAGGAGCAAGGUGCAAUUGCCAUAUUUAGGGGUUAAUUUAUCUACUGCUUCUUUUCUAACUGGAUUCAGUUCAUCCCACAAUCCUGUGUAUUUGUACUGUGCAUAGACUGGAUGGCUCUACCCACUGGUAUCCUUGGGGCUCACGCCUGCACCCCGGAUGUUAUUUGAAUCAUAUGGGUGUGGCUCACUGAGGCCCCACUAGCUGGAGGGCACACACAAAGGUUGGACUGAGCUGGGAAUCCCCAUCCACCAUCUUAUCUGAGCUUUGUACCUAUAACUCUAACACUCCUUAACACGUUAUAUCUGAUGGGCUCUGCAUGGCAGGCUUUGUGGUGGCCCCCUGCAGGGCCCAGUCUUUGCUUUGUUGGAGGGAAUAAAGCUAGGGUACCUGUCAGGACUGUGCGUAAAUAUCUGUACCCCAUUAUAUAGUAAAGAAUAAGUGAUUAACCCCAUUGCUGCUGAGCUGCUAGUGACACAGUCACAGAAGUGCUGGCAGGUCACCAUGAGCCCGUCAGAAUGGUUGCUGUGUAACCAGAACUCAUGUCUCCUAGAGGACUUUAGGCCGGCAGUGGGCUUCUUAGGGCUCAUUUACCAGUGCAGUACAUGGCACAAAGGACACCUUUAAGACACAAAUCAGAAUUCAUAAAUAAAAGUGUCUGGUACAAUUGCACCACUAUACCCACGAA
Molecule: messenger RNA, 1505 nt
Organism: Xenopus tropicalis (tropical clawed frog)
Lineage: Eukaryota; Metazoa; Chordata; Amphibia; Anura; Pipidae
Gene: pdrg1
Product: p53 and DNA damage regulated 1
Exons: 4
Coding region: 259-588 (109 amino acids)
Cellular component (GO): cytoplasm
Source: RefSeq, a predicted model, not a curated record